AACAUAUAUUACAGGUCGGAUACGCGAUAUCCGAAUUCGAAUGAGGCCUACACCCAGCAGCUUAUCGAGAUUAUAAAGAAGCCUGGACAGUCGCUUGGUCUUUACCUGAGAGAAGGAAAUGGCGUUGACAGAAGUCACGGUGUAUUUGCUAGCCGCUUUGGAGAGAACUCCGAACUGGAAAAAUACGGUGACGUAAUUCGACCUGGCGAUGAGAUUCUCUCCAUCAAUAAUGUCGAGGUCUCGUCCAUGUCCAUAGACGAUGUCGUGCUUAUACUGAGUAUUCCGCGAAGGCUUUUGCUGCGGAUACGAUAUGUGAAACACCGUCGAGAUCAGCAAGCAACCACGAAGUCAUCCGAGCGUCCAGUUGUCGUCUUUCAUAAGUUCGAGGAACGUUCCGACGAGUCUGCAAGUGGUUCGAUUCUCACGCAGCCUACACCAACUGCUCAUACAUGGCUGGGUAAGAAGGCACGGCAACAGCAA
Messenger RNA from Ostertagia ostertagi, 480 nucleotides. The record is from the annotation of a GenBank genome assembly. NCBI's taxonomy places the organism in Eukaryota, Metazoa, Nematoda, Chromadorea, Rhabditida, Trichostrongylidae.